UUCCAGACAGGUAAUAAGUAAAGCUCUACAAAAUGUAGUUGACAUUUGAGGUACAGCUCGUAUAAGCACUGCCACGGUGGGGCUAAAAAAGAUCCCGUUGAGUCACUUGAACAGAUUUCAUCGACUUCACCUUUCUUGCAUUUGAGAGCUUCACGAACAUCUCAACAGCAACAAUAAUGAAAAAUUUAGAUGAUUUCCAGGAUGAAAGCGCCUUUGCUUCUCUGCCCAACGAGUGCUGGUUGCAGAUUGUUGAUCUGCUCGAUUUGAAAGACCUCUUGUCCCUUUCGCUAGUCUCAAAGGGACUUCACACAUCAGUAGAGCAUUUGAUAUACAAAACAGUAAAAUGGGACUGUUCCCCCGUUCCAACAACGCGGGUUUUCCAACUUACCCGAACCAUUCUGUCAAGACCAGAGCUGGGACUUUGCCUACAGAACUUCAGCAUGGUCAACAGCUUCGACGUAUUCUGGAUUAAAGAAUGGCGAGAUCCCUGGCUUGACAGAGAAUGGAGCGAGAUUUCUGCCGAUUAUGGCGAUGUCGUGGAGAUGGCUCAAGCCAUUGUGCACAGAGCGGAAUUCCCAGAUGCUGACAGGUGGAAUAGGGCUAUCCAGGAUGGAGAUGUGUUUGCCGUUGUGUCAAUUUUGCUUUCUCAACUGCAUAACCUUAGGACACUGCAGCUCGACUACACAUUUAUCUGGAAAGGUGGCUUUCCCGGAUUAAUGCUGAAGCAUGCGUUGUUCUCUGCGCCGAAAGGAGUUUUAUCGAACUUCGACUCUUUAGUUAGUGUGAAUUAUGGUAGCGAAGUCACAAUGUCUGGCCACAUCAACCAUGAUGGUCCAAUUCAGUACGACGGCUUCCCCGAUGUCGACCUAGAUCAAUUCAUGGCCUGGUUUUAUCUGCCUUCGGUGCAGGUGCUGGGGGUAUGGCUACGCAGCUUCAAAGACGUGAUCACUGAAGAUAGACAGCCAGACCUGCACAACCUGCAUACACUCAUUCUCGCUCGAUCAACAAUUGAAGAAGUUGAAGUCCCGUCUCUUUUAUCACUGACUCCUAAUCUCAAAACCCUCCAUCUGGGAAUGGCAUAUCGAUUCAAACAAAGACGUCAAUUGGAAAACGGGCACGCCAUUCUCCAAGGUCUGAGUUACCUUCACAACACCCUCGAGAGGCUAUCCAUGGGUAUAGAGUACUACCCCUCAUUUGAAGCCUGCAAUGUAGAGGACGAGGAAGACAACCCUGAUCGAAAACCUUGGAUAGGCUUUGUGAAAGAAUUUCCCAAAUUGGUGUCCACGGAAAUCCCAGUCACGCUGCUCCUGGGCUCAGAUCCAGAUAAUGCAGAGAACAUCACCAAGGUCCUGCCGAGUACGCUGGAAGAGUUGUGCAUCCAGUGGGAUAAUUCAAGAGUUUCGAACAACGACUGGGUAGAUGCGGAAGAGGUGCUCGAGUGCGUCAAGUAUGUUGUCCAGAGCCAACAGUCUCAGUUUGCGCGUCUGAAGCGCAUGACAGUUCGGGUGUGGCUCGACGAGGAGUAUGGCGAAGGGCACCAGGAGGAAGCGGAGGAGAUAUGUCAGGAAGCAGGGAUUGAUUUCGAAAUGCGUCUUGACUGUCUGUCUCCGGGGUUGUGGACGAGAGAUGUUUUUGGGCCACGGGAAAACAAGAGUAUCGAUCUUGUCUGAACAAUUAUAUAAUAGCUACCUAGUUAGCAUCUUGUAAUUAGAAUGGAUAAAAAUCACUGGUAGAAUGCCGAACAAUGAGAGGGAAGUCAGCUGACUCCUAGUGGGACAGGCCUAACCGGGAGCGGUUAGGCCUAGUG
Molecule: messenger RNA, 1807 nt
Organism: Aspergillus wentii DTO 134E9
Lineage: Eukaryota; Fungi; Ascomycota; Eurotiomycetes; Eurotiales; Aspergillaceae
Exons: 2
Coding region: 177-1670 (497 amino acids)
Molecular function (GO): protein binding
Source: RefSeq, a predicted model, not a curated record